UAAUUUAUUUUUCCCAAGGUAUUGUCAACAUUCGAACCCAUUUGAGACCGAUACCAGCUACACCCAUCAUCACUCAACCUGCUCCAGCUCAACAGGUCCAGAUUGCGCCGCAAAUAUUUGUCCCCGAUGUCCCGGCCGGUGGAUCGAAUGCGAUAUCCGACGACGACAUGUGUAUGAAAGCAAUGGACGACUUUGAGGAUAACGAUAUAUUGUGUAUGAAAGUAAUGGACGCAUUUGAGGAUACAGAUUCUUACACCGUUGCCGUCAACGGGAAACGUGUUUCGACCGCCAAUACCACCUCAGCUGCUAACGCUAAAAAAAUUAGAUUGAAUCUCGUCAAGUCACCCGGGUUUGUUGAGAUUUUGUCGUCCGCAAACCGUAAAAUAGUUUGGUAUUAUGCUAAAAAUAUUACUAAUACAAUGAUUUAUUCUGACUUUCUCCGCCCGCUUAUGCCUGAGCUAGUCAAUUUAUUGAAAACCCACGUGAAAAAGCAUGCGAUUAAAUUCAAUUUGAAACUCGAGGCAACAUACAACCGGCCCAACGUACCAAACUC
Molecule: messenger RNA, 553 nt
Organism: Acyrthosiphon pisum (pea aphid)
Lineage: Eukaryota; Metazoa; Arthropoda; Insecta; Hemiptera; Aphididae
Exons: 2
Source: RefSeq, a predicted model, not a curated record